GCUAAAAGUCAUAAUUUGCUCAUUUCUUGACUAUUCGAAUUUGCGGUCUACACUACAGUUUUGUCAGCAAAAUGACAGCCUUCGAAGAAAUGGGAGUUAUGCCUGAGAUUGGGAGGGCCGUAGAAGAAAUGGACUGGAGUUUGCCAACUGAUGUGCAAGCGGAAGCCAUACCCAUGAUUCUCGGUGGAGGAGAUGUUCUCAUGGCUGCUGAGACAGGAAGUGGAAAAACAGGGGCAUUCUGUCUACCAAUUCUGCAGAUUGUAUAUGAAACUUUGAAGGAUCUUGAAGAAGGGAAAGGAAGUAAGGCUGCAGUAAAAUCCAAAGGUCAUACACACUGGCAGAUGAAUGUUUAUGACAGAGGUGAUGCAAUGGCAAUUGAUCCAGACGGUUUACUGUGUCAGAGUAGAGAUAUGCAGAAAUGGCACGGUACAAGGUCUAACAAGUCAGUCAGUGGACAAGGAAGAUUCUACUAUGAAGCAACAGUGACAGAUGAAGGGCUGUGCCGUGUUGGUUGGUCUACUGACAAGGCUACCCUUGAUCUUGGUACUGACAAGUUUGGCUAUGGUUUUGGAGGUACUGGGAAGAAAUCCUGGGGCAAACAGUUUGAUUCCUACGGUGAGGCAUUUGGAAUGAAUGAUACUGUUGGGUGUUACCUUGACCUACAGAAAGGUGAGAUCCGCUGGUCCAAAAAUGGUAUAGAUCUGGGCAAGGCUUAUGAUAUUCCCGGUCAUCUCAGGAAGGAGAGGUUCUUUGCUGCAGUUGUUUUAAAGAAUGCAGAAAUGAGUUUUAACUUUGGAACAACACCAUUCAAGUUCCCACCAUCCAAGGAUUUCACAGCAUUGGCAAAAGCCCCCAAAGAUUGUAUAUCAGAGUCAAAGAUUGCAGGAGGUGGUGCUACAAGUUCGAAACCAGCCUCCAACGCUCCACAGGCCAUUGUUAUAGAACCUUCUAGAGAACUCGCUGAGCAGACUCUAGUUCAGAUCCAGAAGUUUAAAACUCAUCUGUCCAACCCAACUCCCAGAGAGCUACUGAUCGUAGGUGGAGUUAAUGUUAAAGAUCAGGUGGAUGUCCUGUCAAAAGGGGUUGACAUUGUGGUAGGAACACCUGGUAGAUUAGAGGACCUGAUCUCUACUGGAAAGCUUGCUCUGUCUGGUGUCAGAUUCUUUGUGUUGGAUGAAGCUGAUGGUUUGUUAAGUCAGGGUUAUACAGACCUGAUCAAUCGUCUUCAUGCUCAGAUUCCAAAGGUUACGAAUGAUGGCAAACGUCUGCAGAUGGUCGUCUGCUCAGCUACAUUACACUCAUUUGAUGUGAAGAAAAUGGCUGAACGAUUGAUGUAUUUCCCGACAUGGAUAGAUCUAAAAGGCCAAGAUUCAGUACCGGAGACCGUACAUCAUUGUGUGUGUAUGGUUGACCCAACGAGGGAUACCCGCUGGAAGAACUUCAAGCAGCAUAUAGAAACAGAUGGUGUACAUCAUGAAGAUAGGAUACAGCCUCAUGGAACCAGUCAAGAGACAUACUCAGAAGCAGUCAAAAUUCUAAAAGGGGAGUAUGUGGUUCGAGCUCUUGAGGAACACAAGAUGGACAAAGCCCUCAUUUUUUGUCGUACAAAACUUGAUUGUGACAACCUAGAAAAAUAUCUCCAAAUAAGGGGACAAGGAAAAUACUCUUGUGUUUGUCUGCAUGGUGAUAGGAAACCCCCAGAGAGAAAAGCAAACUUGCAGAAGUUCAAGGAUGGAAAGGUGAAGUAUAUGAUCUGUACUGAUGUGGCUGCCCGUGGUAUUGAUGUGUCUGGUCUUCCAUUUGUGAUAAAUGUGACAUUACCGGAUGAAAAACAGAACUACAUUCAUCGUAUUGGCAGAGUAGGACGUGCAGAAAGAAUGGGGUUGGCUGUAUCUCUAGUGGCUACAGUCAAAGAAAAGGUUUGGUACCAUUCUAAUUGUGCAAAUAGAGGGCGUGGCUGUUACAAUACUAAUCUCACUGACAGAGGGGGAUGCUGUAUAUGGUACAAUGAACCACAGUUGUUAGCUGAUGUAGAAGAGCAUUUGGAUAUCACCAUAGACCAGGUUGAACCAGAUAUGAAAGUUCCAGUCAAUGAGUUUGAUGGUAAAGUCACCUAUGGUCAGAAGAGGAGACUUGGUGGAAGUGGCUACAAGGGACAUGUUGAUUCUCUUGCCCCGGCAGUGAUGGAGCUAGCAAAGCUUGAGAAAAGAGUGCAGACAUCGUUCAUAGAUCUUAAAUACAAGAAGAAGUUCUGCCAGCGCUAGAUGUCAGGAUUUAUGUAUAUCACCAGGAUUGAUACAUCUCAUGUCUGGUUUGAGGGACAAUUCAACUCUGCUUUCAGACAGUUAUAGAAGUGCAAAACGCAAAAACAUCACAUAUUCAGAAUGUAAUAGUGAUCUUUAAUUAUAGGCAAAACAAGUGUAAUUGCAUAUUGCAGGUGCGGUAUUUCCACGAAAUUAUUAAAGAAAUUGUAGCCGGCAGUUUUAUAAAGUAAUUUACAUCAUGAACACUUCAAUCAUGUUAGGGCUUAGAGCGAAACUGGUCUAUCUUUAUAUAGAAAUAGAAGCAGAUAGACCAGUUUUGCUCUAACAUUUCAGGAUUAACAUAUACAUGUAGCUGCUUUUGGUGUAGGUUCUUUAGAUGUAGCCUUCAGUAGGAGUGGGUUUCAUCAUUACAAAAUCCUGUGUAGCAAUAUCAUUGUCUGGAUCCUUUAUCACCCACCUGUCCUACAGGUGUUGAUUGGCAGAUAUCCUUGUUUACAACAUCUUUGAUCUUGUAAAGUGAGAGGACUUGAAUACCACUUGAUUUCUUGGCUGUCUGUUCAGUAGACAAGUUCAUAGAAACUAUUGCCAUUUACUGACUGGAGGAUGCUACUAUUUUUGGCCAUUAAGUUACUAAAUGUGUAUAACAUGGGGAACUGAAGUAUAUCUUAUACUGUUGAAAUGAAAAACACUUCCUUACUAAUAACUAGAGAAAUGAUCAAAAGAAAUCUACUAACCCAUUAUUCUUAGUGGGUUUUUUUGCAUCGCUUGUAUUGAUUUUAAGUUCUUGUAUGUCCCAAAAACUUGAUUAAAGAUUUGACAUUGCUUCAUUUUGAAAUGAAAUUGCCAAGAUAAAGGAAUGAUUUUAAAUAUUCAUGCCACUGCUCUUGACAGCUAUAUGAGAAUUUACUAACCAAGCGUAUUGAAAUACAGCAAAAUCUCUUCUUUAUCGCCUUUAAUGCAAAAACAUUGAAUCAGAUGACAUUUUAUCUUUUGCAGACAUCAUUGAGCAGUAUUGAUCAUUCCUUUAUGUAAUGGAAAUAUAUUUUUGUGUAAAGAGUAGAAAUUAUGUAUAUGGGUUUAUCAAACAUUUUUCAGUAUACAGUACAUUAUGUUUUUCAAUUCGUAACAUUUAUAUGUAUUCAAUGGGUUCAAGUGAAAGAAUAUGUCUGCUUUAAUGCGAGAAGUCACCUCAGCACAACACUGAAAGAAGCAAAAUAGAUAUGAUUUAAUAAUGCUUUUGCUUGGUAAUAGAGAAAUUACAGAAGCUGAAAGAUGUUAGUUUUAACCUGCAACUGGUUCUUAAAAAUUUCCGAACAGUUGUGAGGUAAAACAUGCCGUUUAUGGUAUAUCUAUAGAUGGUGACCAACUUCUCCGCUGCUAUGGCAUUGUUAGAAAUAACUGAUCUGGAGACAAGUUGUCAUCACAUAAGUUUAAGAGAUACAAGUUAUCUAGCAUACUAUAUAGUCCCAGCAAUCAGGAUUGAAGUCCUCCAAGAAAACUGCAUGUUUCGUUUUCCCUAUAGGACUUUCUGUUUUGUCUUAUUUUCCACAAUAAAACCAUUAGUGAAGUAAGUAUUAUACUGAAUGAAAGAUUUAUGUGUAACAUAACUGUUAGAAUGAGAAAUUAUUUCCAUGCUUCCUGUGUUGUAUAAUAAAAUUUAAAGCAUA
This is a messenger RNA of Mercenaria mercenaria, 3931 nucleotides long. RefSeq names its product ATP-dependent RNA helicase DDX1-like. Lineage: Eukaryota; Metazoa; Mollusca; Bivalvia; Venerida; Veneridae. Gene Ontology annotation, molecular function: protein binding; ATP binding; RNA helicase activity. The record is from RefSeq and is a predicted model, not a curated record. Bases 72 to 2264 code for a protein of 730 amino acids. The transcript has 23 exons.